AUGGAUUUAACAAUAGAACAGCGUAUAGACAAAGAGUACAUGAAGAGGGGAGGAAAAGCAGGAGUAACUGUGACGCCUGAUGAAGAACAAAACUUGAAUCAUUAUGUACAAGUUUUACAGAACCUAGUACUAAGUGUUCCCACUAAGGAGCCAGGUCGUCAGGAAAGAUCAAAGUCUCCAAAUAAUGCUGAUUCUGUAGGAUCGAGGGUAUCAAAAUGUAAGGAGGUAAAGUUUACACAUGAUGAAGCUCCAGCUGAGAAUGAUGUUUUAAUCAAUCCUGUCAGUGAAGAAACUACAACUUUCCCUACUAGGGGCUUCACACUGGAAAUAGAGAAGAAAAAACAUACUAAAAGUACAGCUUUCUGGUCAAUUAAACCAAAUAACAUUUCUGUUGUUUUACAUGCAAAAGAACCUUAUAUUGAGAAAGAAGAGCCAGAGCCAGAGCCAACUGUAAAUCAAACUGAGGCACCAAGGCAAUUGCCAAGUGUUACUGAAUCAUUUACAAGUCAAGGUGUCACCUCUUUAAGUAAGAACACUGACUUGGAUACUGCCACAGAAGAAGAUGUUCCUCAGCUCUCAGGCAACUAUGAGAUGGAAAAUCCUGAACCACACAAUUUGUAUAAUGAAGACAUUUCGAAAAAAAUUGCAGAUACUGGUUCACAGGGGCAACAGGUACCUCUUCCUGAGAGUUUCAAGCCAGAAUAUAGAGCAGACAUUCGAGCCUCUAAAGAAUACCUAAAACGAAGCCUUGCUCUAGCAGCAGCAGCAGAACAUAAAUUAGAAAAAAUGUAUAAAUCCCUGAUGUUACCACUAGGACAAAGCAGUGAUGGAGUUGAUGACACUGAAACUGUUAUUAACAUGCUGUAUAAUUCUAGAUCUAAAUUACCUGAAUAUUUAGAUAUUAAAUAUGUUCCACCAGAGAUGAGAGGAAAAGCUACUGCAGUAUUCAAUAUAUUAAAAAAAUAUAUUAUAUGUAAGUCAAGGAGAAACUCAAAACCUCAUUAG
Molecule: messenger RNA, 1005 nt
Organism: Mesoplodon densirostris (Blainville's beaked whale)
Lineage: Eukaryota; Metazoa; Chordata; Mammalia; Artiodactyla; Ziphiidae
Gene: SPESP1
Product: sperm equatorial segment protein 1
Exons: 2
Coding region: 1-1005 (334 amino acids)
Biological process (GO): fusion of sperm to egg plasma membrane involved in single fertilization; acrosome reaction
Cellular component (GO): acrosomal vesicle
Source: RefSeq, a predicted model, not a curated record